Messenger RNA from Durusdinium trenchii, 2164 nucleotides. NCBI's taxonomy places the organism in Eukaryota, Dinophyceae, Suessiales, Symbiodiniaceae. The record is from the annotation of a GenBank genome assembly.
GGAUCAUAUGACCUGUAAUAGGAUAUGACCUGUUACUGGUAAGAUAGACCCAACGGUCUAUAUGAAUUCGGUGGUGCUCCACUUGGACCCUCCGUGUCGGCACGUCACGGCGCCGGUUGAAGCGCGCCGGUAUGUCCGCCACAUGAUGGCGCAGAAGAAGGACAGCUUGGUAGGCUUGGUGUGAGCCCUGGAAGGCUUUCUUGGUUCAUCAUCAUAUAUAUAUAUGUUAUAGUAUAUAACAUAUUAUGGCAGGUCCGACUAUGGUUCAAUGUGAGUCACUGAUUUUCAUCAGUAGAUCCUGUAUCGGUGGGUGCCAGGAACUUUUACACUCAGAACUACUUUUAAAUGUGUUUGCAGCUCGAUGUUUCCUUUUUGCAACUGCACUGGCAUCGUGAUGGAUGAGUUGCAACAAGUGAAACUAGUGAAACGCCUGGCUGAAACUAGUGAAAUGAAACUCAUCUAUAGAACCUCCGUCGCGAGCAGUGCAAGCAGUGCAAACCCUAAAUCUACAGCGUAACUCUAUCAUCGCGUCAUGACGGGGCCGGGUCUCAGCCCGAAAAAAGGCUCGAGUCGCUGUUCGUUCGAACGUCAUGACGAGGCCUCGCAAUGGCAUCGGCUCGCUGUUGCUGCAGGGGCCCAUGUGGUGGUGUUCCCUUUUGGUGGCUGGCGAGGCCUCCGGGCUGCUGCUGCGAGAGCUCGGCCCGCCGCGGGACUUCCCCAGCGCGCGGUCGGUGGCGGUGGCCUCAGUGGCUUGGUUGCUCCUUUUGGCCUCCUUGGCAUGCUCAGUGAAUUGGAGCCGCUGCUGCUCAGGCUACCGUCGCUGGCAGCAGAGGAACUCGACCUUUGUGCUUGCACUCACGGCGCCGGAUCCAUGAUGCGCUAAACAAAAAGGGGCGCCGUUUUCGCCGGUCGUUUUGGUCCCAAAAGACAGCGCGCAUCAUCAUCCCAAAUGGCUCCUGGCCGACAGGGCUCCUCAAAGGCUCCUAGGCUCCGAUCGAUCCAUGACUCGUGGGUUUGCAAGAUCUGAUCAGGUUCACAAAACAGAUACAGUACCUUUUCAAACAUAGUAACCAUCCAGAGGAGACUUCGGGGAGAGCCACUCAGUGUAGAUUGUCAGUAGUGAUUGUCAGUAUAUUCAAGAAUGAUCUAUCGCAUUAAAAUACAUUUCAAACACAACCAUUCUGACAACCCUCACACAACUCCGUUUUCAGUGUGUGAUGGCAUUAAUGCAUUUAUAUAUUCAUAUCCCUAGUUUGGAUGUUGACAGACUUCGCAACCAACCAGAUUUUGCAGCAUCAACUGGCAAGGUUAGACAUCAUGAUGUUUCCUCCCUAAAUGCUCUAUGGGAAGUGUGUCACAGGUCUGGCGAGCCCAAUCUCCUGUUGCUCCGGUGCAGGCAAACCUGGCACGGCGCAUUUCUGGAGAAGGAUGGCAGGGACUCAAAGAUGCAGCCGGAGGACCAGACGGUCCCAGCUCCACAGGUGGUGCCACCUGCGCAGCCGGUGGAUUUUUCCACCAUGGACUCGGUGGUGAAGUCCUCGCACCGGGCCAUGAUUUUAAAGGCAGAAUGGCAGAUGGAACCCCCAGCACCACCGAUGGAGGUCGCUGGGAGUCAGCCCGCGAGUUAUAGCGAAGCGCCAGGCCACUCACGGGGAGGUGCUGGCUAUAAGUCAGCCAUGCAGUUGCUGAUGGAAGCCAGAGCCGGCGAGGGCAGAUCUGCUGCGCAUUCGUCCGCCUUGCAGCUGUUGCGGGAAGCCGCUGCUGCCCCACGGCGCGGCGCCCGGCGCCGACCUCGACCAGCUCGCGCCCAACGGCGGAAGGAGCCAGGUCCAAAGGUGGAGCCGUUGCCAGUGCUGGAGCAUUAUUACAUCCACAAGCACAUCCAUCGACAUCACCAGCAGGUGGUCGGCAGCCGUGAGGAAGCGCUGCGCGCAGCUGAAGAGAUGAGAAAUGCCACGGAGGCCUCCUUGCAGCGAACGUUUAAGCCCAGAUCACGGCCGCAGGAGGUCUCACGGUCCACGUCCCUCCCAGUGCUCUCUUCUUCGAGGUGAGUGCAGUUUUCGAGGUGACAUGAGGUGACCAUGUACAGACCAUCCUAGAAGGCGGCGCCCAAACGGGGCCGCCCGAAGGACACGUGUGUUGAGUUUCCCUGGGCGAGGAGAAA